UGCCGUCUUUUGUUUAAAAUAGUUUUCAUUUUCCAGAAGUUGUGCUUAUAAUUCUUUGUUCUUCAUCUCCUCCGUGGGGCCGUCGCAAGAAAUCGCAGACCACCGUUGAGGCUUCGCUGCCACUAUGGCUCUAUUGCUGUCACAGACAGUCGUCCGUUACUACAAAAUCAAGUUUAUGCGAUGGAUAUAUCGGAUGCCAUGAUAGACAAAUCCAGCAGAUUGAAUUCUGUGGAAUGGAAUGACUUUGAUAGGGUGAAAAAAGGGGACACAUUUGUAGCCAUUUGUAGGCAUUGUAAGAAAAAACUGAGUGGGUCAAGUACCAGUGGAACGUCUCAUUUGAGGAACCAUUUAAUUAGGUGUCAGAGAAUAUCUAAUCAUGGCAUUGCUCAAUUUCUUUCACCAAGGGAAAAGAAAAAGGAAAGAACCCUUGCUCUUGCGAAUGUAAAUGUUAAUCAGGAGCAAAGAAGGGAUGAACCACUUAUUGUUGUGAAUUAUAAAUUUGAACAAGGGCAGAUGAAAGAUGAAGCUGUUCCUAUUAGCGUUACAAGUGGUAACUUGGAUCAAAGGCGAAUUCAAUUUGAUAUUUCUGGCAUGAUCAUUUUACAUGGCUAUCCAGUUCAAAUGGUUGAGCAUGUUGGAUUCAGGGUUUUUGUUAAGAAUCUACAACCAUUGUUUGACCUUGUAACAACUGACAGAGUAGAGGCUGACUGUAUUGAUAUCUAUUCACAAGAGAAACAAAAGGUUUUUGAAGUACUCGAUAAGUUACCUGGCAAGAUCAGCCUUAGUGCCAAUUUGUUGUCUGCUUCGGAUGAUGCUGAGUGCUUGUGUUUAACUGCACAUUACAUUGAUUAAGCUUGUCAAUUAAAGAAGAAGAUAUUGGAUUUCAUAUUGGUUGAUCCUUCUCAUACAGAUGACAUGCAUUCAGAAGUCAUCAUGACAUGUCUUAUGGAUUGGGAUAUAGAUCGUAAGCUGUUUUCAAUGACAUGUGAUAGUCAUUCAGCCAGUGACAAUGUUGUCCACAGAAUCAGAGACCGGCUGUCAGAGAAUGGGUUCCUCCAUUAUAAUGGUAUGUUAUUUGAUGUGCGCUGUGCUGCAAAUCUUCUCAAGCUGAAGGUUCCUGACGCACUGGAGGCACUCCCUGAGGUGAUGCACAAAAUUCGUGAUAGCAUUCGUUAUGUUAGAAGUUCACAAGUAACCCUGAUGAAAUUCAAUGAGAUUGCUUCACAAGGUGGAGUUGAGAGUCAGAAAUGCUUAUGUCUUGACAAUCCAUCGUGUUGGGACUCGAUGUAUUCUAUGCUUGAAGUUGCCUUAGUGUAUAGGUGGGCAUUUUCACUGUUUCAGGAACAAGACAUUGCCUAUUCAAGUUGUCCAACUGAUUUAGAGUGGGCGAGGGUCAGGACCGUUACAAGCUGUCUGAAGCACUUUGUUGAAGUUGUUAAUGUUUUUGUGAAGAACAAUUAUCCAACUGCAAAUAUAUAUUUUUCUGAGAUCUGCGAUAUUCACUUGCUGUUAAUUGACUGGGGCAAGAAUUCAGAUGAUUUUAUUAGUUCUAUGGCAUUAAAGAUGAAAAGCAAGUUUGAUGAAUACUGGGAGAAAUGCAGUUUUGCUUUAGCAGUUGCAGCCAUGUUAGAUAUUCAAGUUAAAAUUGAUAGAGUACUACUAUCAACAAAUAUUUGGUAGUGGUUCUGCAGAAUUAAUUGAUGAAACUUUCGAGUAUAUAAAGGCACUGUACAAUGAACAUUCGAAUGGCUCUCCAUUAGCUUCUUGUGACCAAGGUCUGACUUGCCAAGUUAGUGGUAGCAUUGGAUACUUAACUAGUUCCGGGCGAGACUGUAGAUAGACUGAAGGGAUUUGACAAAUUCCUCCAUGAAACUUCCCAGAGCCAAGAUACUAAAUCAGAUUUGGACAAGUGCAGUGUUGAUUUCGACAUAUUAAAUUGGUGGAAAGUUCACACGUCAAAGUAUCCUAUACUAGCUAUGAUGGCACGGAAUAUUUUGGUAAUUCCUAUGUCAAAAGUUACACCAGAGUUUGCUUUUAACAAUGGAGGGAGCGUGUUUGAUCAUGAAUGGAGUUCGCUGCGACCGACGACUGUGCAAGCGUUGAUAUGCACUCAAGAUUGGCUGAGUGAAGUAGAAAAAUGAUACAUUUCCAUUAUUAUUCCGAAAGUUGAUUUAGAUAUUCCUUUCUGGGAAGGAUUAAUCAUUCCCCCCCAUGAUUAUUCUGAGAUAGUUUGCAAGGACAGUGCAUCAGGUUUUGUGGGCUGCCCUUGCAUUUCAUCUGUGUUUUGCAGGAAGCAGAGUUAUCACUUACUCUGGUUGUAAAGGAUGUACUGAUGGAAGAUGAUAGUCCUUUUCAAGGCAAAUCGGUGAGGUUCAGGAGCCGAAGGGGACAAUUGCAUUUGGAUUGAUAUAUUACAUAUGAUGAAGGACAGAUUUAGCGUUGAUGAUUAUACCUGUAAAUACCCUUUUAAUCUAGCAGCGAUUGAAUCAA
Manihot esculenta (cassava) is the source of this 2490-nucleotide messenger RNA. RefSeq names its product zinc finger BED domain-containing protein RICESLEEPER 2. The transcript has 2 exons. Bases 916 to 1680 code for a protein of 254 amino acids. Gene Ontology annotation, molecular function: DNA binding. The record is from RefSeq and is a predicted model, not a curated record. NCBI's taxonomy places the organism in Eukaryota, Viridiplantae, Streptophyta, Magnoliopsida, Malpighiales, Euphorbiaceae.